Molecule: messenger RNA, 1590 nt
Organism: Mycena indigotica
Lineage: Eukaryota; Fungi; Basidiomycota; Agaricomycetes; Agaricales; Mycenaceae
Product: WD40 repeat-like protein
Exons: 13
Coding region: 1-1590 (529 amino acids)
Biological process (GO): negative regulation of fatty acid biosynthetic process
Cellular component (GO): Cul4-RING E3 ubiquitin ligase complex; cytoplasm
Molecular function (GO): protein binding
Source: RefSeq, a predicted model, not a curated record
AUGAACCAUCAUGAGCUUGAUGAGAAUAUCAACCUCUUAGUAGACCUCCAGUCAUUGCGUUGGCGCGAGCCCUCCCUCUAUUCGAGUCUAUAUCGGCCUCAUCGCCAGCGUCGCCACCAUAUCGACACUUUGAUUGCCACUGGUUUUCCUUACUCGAUAAAAUUGGACAAGCAUUUGUCCUGUGUCAAUACACUAGCGUUCUCGUCCUCAAAUGGGCGAUUCUUGGCCAGUGGAGGCGAUGAUCUUGAUAUUCAUAUCUGGGAUCUGUAUGAAGACCACCUUCGAGCGCCAUGCCAUACUCUAACAGGUCACUAUAAAAACAUUUUCCAACUCAAGUUCUCUGCACAUGACCGUUACCUUUACUCGGGUGGGGUUGACAACAUGGUGCUUCAGUACGACGUUUCAACCAUGGGUUUGCGUGGAAAAAUCUCUUCACUUGCUCAUCAAGUAUUUCGAGAACACGACGAUAAUAUUCGAGGGAUAGCCACUCAUUGUGUCCAAGACGACGUAUUUUUGACCGCAGGUGAAGACGGUCGAAUAAUCCAACAUGAUCAACGCGCCACACCAGCCUCUCGUGCUCGAGCCCAGGACACCCUACAACUCCAAGCAGAAGUCACAAGCGUCGAAUUUCAUCCCACCAUGGAUCAUAUUUUCGUAACGAGCGAUACUGGUGGAGCAGUCUGUCUUCGUGACCGGCGUAUGGCAUUUGGUCCUGGAAUCCAACGUACCAAUCAGGGAAUCGUACAAACGUACACUACCAGGCUUUCCCGCAGAGACAAGAUAUUCCUGGCCAAUCCUGAGCCGAGCAGUGUUGUUUUCAAUCGCCAAGGAACACAGCUUGCUGUUACGAUGCUCAACUACUUUCCAACCAUAUACGGCCUUCAUGACCCUAAUCCUUUGGCGGUUUGUAGCGCUCCAAAUCUGCCAAAUGGAAUACCCGUCUCAGCACGUCAGCGCACAUAUAGCAAUCGUUGUACCAUCAAACACGGAGCCUUUGGUGGGCCAGGUCUCGAUCAAGACACUCUUUACAUCGCCGGUUCGGAUGACUUUCAUGCUUAUGCUUGGUCGUUACCUCCCGGUGCCAUUCUCGAUGCUAAAAAGACGGUCGUCGCUAAAGACGAAUGGGACAUGGGCUUUGAAGGAGUGGUUGCAUUUGCGAAUCACCCGGCCGGCUCACGCUGUAUUCCCGCGCAGCUAGAUACGCCACUUACGCGUCUCGGUGGCCACAGCUCUGUUGUAAACACGGUUCAGAUCCAUCCACAUAUGCUAGUUGUGGCAACCGCAGGUGUCGAAUCACGUGUACUAUUACAUGGAGCCGUCAACUCACUGUUUGGUGGGAUGGAGGCUACGAGUACUUCGGUCCGUGAUCCUCUGGAUCAAUGGGCGUGGGACGGCGAAUCUUACGGCUCAGAUUGGGAAGCAGACCAGUUGGAAACCAUAUAUUUAUUCGAUAGUAUUGUUCUCGAAGAAACCAAUGCUUCGAGAGACAUUUUCAACACUCGCAAAUGGGUGCCGCCCGAAUCUGAUGACCUGGAUGAGGAGGAGUUGGGUGCCUCUGAUUCGGCCGAAGAUUUAAUGUCAUCGGAUUAG